Molecule: messenger RNA, 2163 nt
Organism: Gaeumannomyces tritici R3-111a-1
Lineage: Eukaryota; Fungi; Ascomycota; Sordariomycetes; Magnaporthales; Magnaporthaceae
Exons: 1
Coding region: 325-1833 (502 amino acids)
Biological process (GO): aromatic amino acid biosynthetic process
Molecular function (GO): 3-deoxy-7-phosphoheptulonate synthase activity
Source: RefSeq, a predicted model, not a curated record
GUUCUCUUUUCGAUUGCCGUUCUGGGAAAGCAGGAAAAGGUGAGCGGGUGACUCAACCUCCAUCUCGUCGAGACGAAAUCGGCUCGCCCUUGCAUAAACGGCGGGACUAGGGCCAGCAUUGAAUUAAGGAUCUGAUUGAAGAGUAUUGAGCUCUGUCAUUCUGGUGGUGCACAAAAAGGGGGGUUGACCUGACGUUUCCUUCACAUUCGAGUCCUCGUCAUCUUCCCUGUCGUCGAUCUUUGUCCCCCGUCCGUGUUAGUUAGUUGGCUCUACUCUUCAACAUCCAACACCACAACCAAACACCAAACACCACACAUCCCCAACAUGGCCCAGCCAAACGGCACCCCGGCCUCAGAGCCCUGGACCCCCGCGUCCUGGAGGACCAAGCCGGCCAAGCAGUGCCCCGAGUACCCGGACCAGGCGGCCCUGGCGCGGGCGACGGGCGAGCUGGAGCGGCUGCCGCCCAUCGUGCACCCGCGCGAGGUGGAGCGGCUCAAGGCCCUGCUGGCCGAGGUGGCGCGCGGCGACGCCUUCCUGCUGCAGGGCGGCGACUGCGCCGAGCUCUUCGACUACUGCGAGCAGGGGGCCAUCGAGUCAAAGGUCAAGCUGCUCCUGCAGAUGUCGCUCGUGCUCGUCUGGGGCGCCGACAAGAAGGUGGUGCGCAUCGGCCGCAUGGCCGGCCAGUACGCCAAGCCGCGCUCCAGCCCGACCGAGCUCGCCGCGGACCCGGCCACGGGCGAGCCCGUCAGCGUGCCCAGCUUCCGCGGCGACAUCCUCAACGGCUUCCCCCUGGCCGAGCGCGAGCUGGACCCGGCCCGCCUCGUGCGCGCCUACCACCACUCGGCCGCGACGCUCAAUUACGUCCGCGCCGCCCUGGCCUCGGGGCUUGCCGACCUGCACCGCCCGCUCGACUGGGGGCUCGGCCACGUGCGCGACGACGCCCUGCGCGCAAAGUACCAGGAGGCCGUCCGGUUCCUGACCGAGAUGCUGCGCUUCAUGCACACCAUCGGCGCCGACAAGAGCGACAAGCUGGGGACCGUCGAGCUCUUCACCAGCCACGAGGGCCUGCUGCUCGAGUACGAACAGGCCCUGACCCGCCUGCUCGAGAACCCGGCCGCCCCUCCAUCGGCGGCGCCUCCCGCCGUCGCCCCGGGUGGCAGCAGGACCACCACUACCACCACUACCACCACCGCCGGCCGCAAGGAGUACUACGACACGUCGGCCCACUUCCUCUGGAUCGGCGACCGCACCCGGCAGCUCGACCACGCGCACGUCGAGUUCUUCCGCGGCGUCGCCAACCCCAUCGGCGUCAAGGUCGGCCCCACCACGCCCGCCUCGGACCUCCUCGGCCUCCUGCGCGCCCUCAACCCGUCCCGCGAGGCCGGCAAGCUGACCCUCAUCACGCGCUACGGCGCCUCGCGCGUCGCCGAGCUGCUCCCGGCCCACAUCCGCGCCGUCGAGGACAGCGAGUACAGCGGGCUCGUGGUCUGGCAGUGCGACCCCAUGCACGGCAACACCCGCUCCGUCGGCGAGUUCAAGACGCGCGAGUUCAGGGACAUCUUCGACGAGCUGUCGGCCUGCCUGCGCGUCCACGCCGAGCAGGGGUCGCGCCUGGGGGGCGUGCACCUUGAGCUCACGGGCGACGCCGUCACCGAGUGCCUGGGCGGCGCCGCAGAGCUCGAGGCCUCGGACCUGCCCACAAACUACACCAGCUUCUGCGACCCGCGCCUCAACGAGAAGCAGGCCCUCGAGCUCGCCUUCCUCGUCGCUGACCACUACCGCCAGCGCCAGGGGAGGAUCCCGCCACCGCUGCCGCCGACAGCUGCGGCAUAGGCUUGCUGCGGCUGUAUUUUUCCCAUUUCUUCCCGUCUCGUACCAAAAGUCUGACUGAUUUCGACCAAAAAAAAAAAAGCCCACAACUGUGGCAACCCAAAAGAGCCUAUGCGGCUUUGUCAAUGGCGUCUUCUUGUUAUAAAGCGUGGGAUCUUCUCGCGCUAGGUCUUUGGGGCCGCAAAAAGGCAACCCUAUAUCUGGCUGGAUAGAACCAAAUAUUUCCCGGUAUAUAUCAAAUUAUAUACCAGGUGCAAUUUCAUACCAACAACAUGCCACUACAAGAUUUUGGGACGUGAUUGACAUGCUAAAUUCCACUCUCCACCUUCUUCC